Messenger RNA from Colletotrichum abscissum, 1431 nucleotides. RefSeq lists its product as uncharacterized. The transcript has a single exon. NCBI's taxonomy places the organism in Eukaryota, Fungi, Ascomycota, Sordariomycetes, Glomerellales, Glomerellaceae. The coding region runs from base 1 to 1431 and encodes 476 amino acids. The record is from RefSeq and is a predicted model, not a curated record.
AUGAAGCUUCGUUCGAAAAUCACAUACUCGUUUGAAUAUGUCAACAAUCACAUUCGCUGGGCAAUCUUGCCUCCAGAGAUUCGACUGAUGAUCCUCGAGCAAGUUGAAAUCGGAUAUAAAGGACACGAUUUGUCGGACUGGGCAAGCGUCUCAAGGGAAUGGCAAGCCUUCUUCGAAGCGCGGAUUUUCCAACGCCUGAGGCUUCGGUAUCCUGGUUCCGACAUCGAUAAUCUAAGCUCUUUUGUUCACGGUUAUCGAAGAGAUCUAGUCAAGGAGAUACUACUCCACGUCAGCCUUGACGAAUACGAUAACGUGAACAAGUUCGACGAACCAGAGACCCGAGACACGAUCAGAACGAACAACAAGCUCUUCAGUCAAGCGCUAAAAAAGUUAUUCAUCUCUCUUUCAACAUGGUCUACGCCGAAAUGUGGCGUCAAAUUAAGGUUGAGCGCCAGCUCUCCGAGUGAUUCAGGCCACCCCUGGGACCAUCGCGCCGAGGCGAGUCAACAUGAUCGCAGACGCAUAUACUCCUCAAAGUCGAAACAGCGUCUCCUCGGCAACUUAUUGAACACCAGUUCCGGCACUCUCAAGCUUGCUCAGGUCCCCAUCGUCAGAAAGCUUUUCGUAAACCAAUAUUGCUACAGAAGUAUGUCGGAGGCAUUGCUUGCGAAAGUUCUUGGUAGUCUUUGCCGUCUCAGGACUGUCAGCUACGAGCCAUGGCACGCGAUAGCUCAAUACGAACAAUUCCCCCGCGACGAGGCAAUGAUCAUGCUACUCGACCGUGCGGCCAAAAUUUCCACGAUAAGUUCAGUACAUGUUUGGGAAGCGCAGUCUAAACUUAACGGAAGCCCGCGUUUUCUUCGGAUGCGCAAUGACGACCUUGUAUCUUCGGCGGUCAACGCAAGCUAUCGGCUCCGGUUUCUUACUCUCUGUCACGCUGUUGAUGCUACAGACUUCUUCCGGCAUUCGUCAAGGGAUAUACCGGAGAAUACCACUGAGCUAUCAGAUAGUCUUCGAGCCUGGCCAGCCCUUACAAAUUUAGCCCUAACGACAUGUAUUGGAGACCUAGUAACCAGCCCGUCAGCUCUAGAUCGUCUGCUUCUUCAGGCAAGCAGGGCUGCUCUGCGCAUGCCCUUACUCAAGAAAAUGGAAAUUUGGGCCCCGGGCGCCCGUGAGGGAUUUAUUCUGAGAUACCACGUUUGGAGAGGCUCGCCAUUUCUUACCGUUAUAGCGACAUGGCAGCUCAAGUUGAGUAAGGAGGCUUUGAGAUCAUGGGAACAAGUGGCAGCUAGCUGUACAGAACGCGGACUGACCUGCAAUGUGAGGCUGGUGAAAACGGAAACUACAAUGUCCGACUCACCAUAUGCGCUUUGUCACAUGUUGGCAUUAUUUCCGCAACUGAGAGAAUGGAAACUACUUUCAAGGUUGUAG